Dracunculus medinensis (Guinea worm) is the source of this 1521-nucleotide messenger RNA. The record is from the annotation of a GenBank genome assembly. Lineage: Eukaryota; Metazoa; Nematoda; Chromadorea; Rhabditida; Dracunculidae.
AUGGUUCUUCUUCAUGUUAUUGGGCUAAUUUAUAUGUUCAUUGCCUUGGCUAUCGUUUGUGACGAAUUUUUUGUCCCAUCGUUAGGCGUAAUUACUGACAAAUUGGCAAUAAGCGAUGAUGUUGCAGGUGCAACCUUUAUGGCCGCAGGCGGUUCAGCUCCAGAAUUUUUUACUUCGGUUAUAGGAGUUUUCAUUGCCGAAAAUAAUGUUGGGAUUGGUACUAUCGUGGGCAGUGCGACCUUUAAUAUACUCUGUGUACUGUCGUGCUGCGCACUGUUCGCUCAUGGUGUUCUGCAUUUAACGUGGUGGCCUUUAUUUAGGUCCACACAUUUCUUUUAUUCGACUUUCUUUUUAGCUGUUCCACCAAAUAAAAUUCUUUUUCCAUCGUUUUGGAUUUUUUUUAUACAUUGGUACGAAGCAUUAUCAUUAUUUAUUAUAUACCUCUUGUACGCAAUUUUCAUGAAAUACAAUGAAGUAUUAGAAGCAAAAGUAAAAAAAUGUUGCCCCGAUGAAAAGCAAUUAAAUGCUUCCGAGGAGGAGCAAAGGCUUACGGUUCUUCAACCGAAGGCAAUCAUGGAAUCACCUCGAAGUCCUUCAACAUACGGCAAUGAAACAGUAAAUUCGAUGAAUUUUAAUUAUGCGCAUAGAAUACAGCACGAUGAUCUUGAUCGCUCCCAUUCUUUAUCUAAUAUAAGACGCAGUUCAGGAAUUCGACGCCAGUCGAUACCAAUUUUACAUUCAGGAGCAAUAUUUCGUAAUGGUAUUCUACAGUUGAUGUCACAUGGUCUCGAUCCUCUCGAGGAGGGUGUUGCAGAAGAUGAUGUUAAGAGUUUCCUCAGAGAAAAUUUUCAGAAAGCAAUACUCGAAGAAGAAGAGGAAAAGCCUUUGGAUAUGACAUGGCCAGAGAAAUUUCAUCGCCAAGUCAUUUUUCUCGCUCUUUCACCGAUUCUUUUUCCACUUUGGGUUACGUUGCCGGACGUUAGAAAUGAGGCGUCUCGAAAAUGGUUUCCGUUAACCUUCAUCGGCUCAAUAUUAUGGAUUGCAUUCUAUUCAUAUAUUAUGGUUUGGAUGGCAAAUACUAUCGGCGAAACCAUUGCUAUUCCAACGGAGAUAAUUGGCUUGACAAUUUUAGCAGCUGGGACAAGCAUUCCUGAUUUAAUAACAAGUGUCAUCGUUGCACGGAAAGGUCUUGGUGACAUGGCUGUUUCCAGUUCUGUUGGCAGCAAUAUUUUUGAUGUGUGCGUUGGUUUGCCUAUACCAUGGUUAUUAUAUUUUAUUUAUGAACCAAUUCGUAAUCAGGAAAUGGCUAAAAAUUUUAUCUCUGUGUCAAGUAAUGGAUUGGCUUGCAGUGUCGGCAUGUUAUUCGUCAUGCUUAUCGUUUUAGUUGCAGCAAUUGGUCUAUCGAAAUGGCAAAUGAAUAAAUUUUUUGGAGUUGUUAUGAUCAUAUCGUAUAUUUUAUUUUGUGUGCUAUCAAUUUCUCUUGAAACGGGCUUCCUUGCUUGUCCACUUAAAAUUUGUUAA